AAUGGUCGUUGUUAGUUGAAAAUAUCUAUAGACUUCUUACAUUUUAUGCUUCAGUUAAUAAGCAAUGAAGAAGGAGAAUAAGUCCAGCUAUUCCUGCCUCCUGGUUGUUGCUAUUUUAUUCAGAGCUGCAGAGACUGUUCCAGCCUACGUGAAUCUAUUCUAUUUCAACACUACUAGCAACAGCACUGUGACCGAGCAAUGUGAAUGUGGUGUGUAUGGAGCAAACUCUCCUCUGGGUAUGGCAACGGGGCUGGUGGGCAUUCCUAAAUCUGCUAACCUUCAAGCCUGUGAAUCUAACACGGAGUUCACUGUCACGGAAGCGCCAUGGAUUGCGUUGAUUGAAAGAGGCAAUUGCAGAUUUUCAGAAAAGAUUAAACUGGCAGCCAAAAAGGGUGCUGAAGCUGUUGUGAUCUACAAUGCCCCAGAAAGUGGCAAUUAUCUCAUCCCUAUGGCGCACACUGGGGCAAGUGACAUUGUUGCAAUUAUGAUCAGCAAUCUGAAAGGCCUGGACAUCUUACGCCGGAUUGAGAAGGGCUUUCAAGUGACUAUGGUUAUUGAAGUAGGGAAAAAGCAUGCACCCUGGAUGAAUCACUAUUCAAUCUUCUUUGUCUCAGUGUCGUUUUUCAUUGUCACAGCAGCAACUGUGGGCUACUUCAUUUUUUAUUCUGCUCGAAGAUUCAGGGUUGCAAGAGCUCAAAACAGGAGAGAGAGACAGUUAAAAGCAGAUGCCAAAAAGGCUAUUGGACAGCUACAACUGCGCACGUUAAAACAGGGGGAUAAGGAAAUUGGUCCUGAUGGCGAUAGCUGUGCAGUGUGCAUUGAAGUAUACAAACCAAAUGAUGUAGUGCGUAUUUUAACUUGCAACCAUCUCUUCCACAAGACUUGUAUUGAUCCCUGGUUGUUAGAACACAGGACAUGUCCUAUGUGCAAAUUGGACAUACUUAAAGCUUUGGGAAUUGAGGUGGAUAUAGAAGAUGGAGCAGAGUCUUUCCAGACCACGGUGUCCAAUGAAGCAUCGAAUAGAGUUUCACUUAAUGAAGAGGAUAAUCGUAGUGAGACUGCGUCCUCUGGAUAUGCUUCAGUGCAAGGAACAGAUGAGCCGACUCUAGAGGAACAUGCAUCUUCAGAGCAUGACAAUCUGCAUCUUGUAAACAAUGAGUCCCAGUCUCCAGAAGUGGAGGUCCUUCCUCACCUUGACAACCCAAGCUUUGAAACAGAUGAAACGCGCGUUCAAGAAAUCAAAUCCUGAAAAUCUGUCAAGCAAUGCGGAAUCUGAACCCUUUGUAGCAAACUGCCAGUUGUGGUCAUUAUGUACGUCAAACAGUAUAACAAAUGAACUACUCUGUAGCAGCAGUGUUGCAUUGGAAAUAUUGGGAUGAAAUGAAAUUUUUUAAUAGAUCACAAUUACAUGGUUUGAAAACUUAACCUUCUUAUUUAAACCUUUUUAUCUUCCAUAUGGAAUUUAGUGCAAGUAUUCUUCAAAUAAAACUCUCAAAGGAACAUGUGAAGAAAACCAUCUGAUUUUAACAUUGAACCAAACCUUCCUAAACCAGCCAUUCUUGUGCAGCGACAUUUCCAUUCAGCCUGUGAAAACAUACGCUGCUUUUUUAAAUAUUGUACUAAGUGGAUUCUCCUGUAGUAACUGUCUCUGUGGGGAUUGUUUGAUUUGGAGCUAAUAGGUUUAAUAUAAAGAUCAAUUUUGAUCUUGUUGUAAUAGAAAUCUGUCUGGACUUAAUUGUUUUGUGUAAAGCAAUGAUCAUGUUAACUGUCACUGCACCAAAUUAGUAGAACAGAAUUACAAACUAAAUGCCUAUCAACCUUCCCUUGCCCCCCAAAUAUUUUUGUGGAAUAUUAAACCUAUUUCAGAUGAGGUAAAGGUUCUCAUCCGUCAUAUAACGCAACAUAUAUUCCUAAACCUAUUUGAAGGGUUUUAAAUAGCAGGUCAAGUCUGACUUGCAAAUAUUGUAAAGGGAACAAUUCCAGAAGUGCUGUUUUUUGUGGGUUUUUUUUAAAUACCCUAUUCACUUUCUCAAGCUUCUAACUUGUGAAUUAAUGGACUUUUGAAUGGAAUCUGAAGGCUAUCAUAUGGCUCAGGGGUUGUCUAAAGAGCUGCAACACCAGCAAUGUUUGCUAGUCCACACUUUGUGGGAGUCUGAAAUGCUGAAGACUGUCAACUGAGAGUGAAGGUCUACAACUACUGAAUAGAACAUGGUAAGGCAACAGGUUGUAAAGAAUGCUACUGAAUAUUGAGGAGGGUGUGCAUAGUUAGCAAACUGGAUACACUUGCAAUGACUCAACUGAUUUCCUGUAAAUGAAGCUAUAAAUUGCUGAUAGUUUUCUAGUAUUUGGGGAGAGUGGAACACAAGGGUGCCUUAGUACAAAGUCUAGAGCCUCAUCCACCAAAGUUAACUAAGUACAUCUAUAAAUGCACUUUAUUUUGUGUCUUUAGUCUUUAUUCUGUGGAUUUGUUCCUAAUACUAAUGCUAACAGAGUUUAGUCUAAGGAACAGCAAUAAUUGUACUACUGUUUGAAUCUCUUGGGAGAAAACAAUGCAUUUUCUUACUUCUGUGUAGUAUGAUUAAAAAUGUUGUAAAUAUUUCAUGAUUUGUACUGAAUUCCUUUGAAUAUGAAAAUGUAAAUAAAACUAUAUUCAAAUG
Molecule: messenger RNA, 2657 nt
Organism: Gopherus flavomarginatus (Mexican gopher tortoise)
Lineage: Eukaryota; Metazoa; Chordata; Testudines; Testudinidae
Gene: RNF128
Product: ring finger protein 128
Exons: 7
Coding region: 65-1249 (394 amino acids)
Source: RefSeq, a predicted model, not a curated record